This is a messenger RNA of Scatophagus argus, 2493 nucleotides long. It is a transcript of the gene pop4, whose product is annotated as POP4 homolog, ribonuclease P/MRP subunit. The coding region runs from base 188 to 859 and encodes 223 amino acids. Gene Ontology annotation, molecular function: ribonuclease P RNA binding. Gene Ontology annotation, cellular component: ribonuclease MRP complex; ribonuclease P complex. Gene Ontology annotation, biological process: rRNA processing; tRNA 5'-leader removal. The transcript is spliced from 7 exons. The record is from RefSeq and is a predicted model, not a curated record. NCBI's taxonomy places the organism in Eukaryota, Metazoa, Chordata, Actinopteri, Scatophagidae.
GAAAGUGUGCUGGAAACGUUCAGAAGAAGAAGAAAGAGGACGCGAGCUUGUGUAGCAAUGCAGUGCAUAAAUGUGUUGUGGAUAACGUGAGUUGUAUUGAAAAACGUGUUGAACUGUGUGUCUUUUUUCCUCGGACCAGACUGAGUGUGGAAGUCAGUCGCGUUUUCUAUAUUCGCGCAACGUGGAAAUGGACGAAGCACUUGUUCGAGCCACAAUCCCUCAUGAUCUGGAAAAGGUUCUUGGCGUUGAGUCCCAACCCAACUCUAAAGCCGAAGCCUUCACCCAGGCGUUUCUGAAGAACAGCAUUCAGCAGCACACACGACAUGACGUGAAGAGUCUGCUGAGUCACAAGGCUGUCAUACUUGGCUACACCAGGCCCAAGAAGGACAAGUCGGAGACGAACAGAAAGAAAGCCAAAGGACUGACUGCUCAGCAGAAGAGGGCGAUGAACAUCUUUCAGAUCAAGCCGGAGCACCAGAGAUACAAGCUUUUCCUGCCUCUGCAUGAACUGUGGAGACAGUACAUCAUUGACAUGUGCAGUGGAUUGAAACCUACCAGCUGUCCGCAGUUUGUGCAGCAGAAGCUUCUGAAAGCAGACUUCCAUGGUGCCAUCAUGACAGUGGUCCGGUCUAAAUGCCUGUCAUAUGUGGGGACUACAGGGAUUCUAAUCCAAGAGUUCAAACACGUCUUCAAACUCAUUACCAAAGAAGACAAACUGAAAGUGAUCCCUAAGCGGAACAGUGUGUUUGCAGUGGACAUCAAUGGCUUUGUCUCCCACAUCUAUGGAAGCAAGUUUGAGCAGCGAGCAAGCGAACGCUCUGCCAAGAAGUUCAAAGUGAGAGGAACCAUCGACUUGUGAUGGCGCCAAGCGUCAGUUCACGACUCAGUGUGGCUCGCCAAAGACUUUCACUUCCCUCUAUUGGCAGUCAAAGGAACUGAAACAACAAUGUUGUAGCAGUGUGAGGCCGUGGCAUUCUGGUCUUUUACUGCAUAUGAGACCAUAAAACCACAUCUGACAAGUUAUACUUCAGCUUUUAGUUAAAAUGGGUAUCACUUUUAUUUUAAAGGUGAACUCAACCAUUUUUUCUCACUUGUGAUCAGUUUAUUUGGGGUAUACUUAACAGCCUGUGAAAGUUUUGUAAUGCCUUUUGUGUUUUUCCCUGCUAAAGUCUGAGAAAACAGCCCUGCAUUACAGAAAGUGUAGGAUCCAGUAUUUUGGGAGACUCUGAUGUCGGGGGGGAGAGGAUUCCUUUGCUUUGGUCAGUCUUUUUAUAAUCCGCAGUGCCUUACAAAUCUCUCAACUUUUUGAAAGUGUAAUUAAUUUGCCAAAUUGCCCCUUUAAGGAGCUCCGUAACACUGUAGAAACGCUGAGGCAGCUGCAGGUGUGUGUUGUUUGACAGGUUGUUGUUAAAAAUCAGUAGGAGUGUCUGAGGUUCCCCACCCAGGCUUCCUGGCAGUUGCUGUUUUUGUGUGAUGAAAAUGGCGCCCCUGAUAAUAUCCUGUUAUCAGUAAAUCUGUGCUCUCUGUGACAGGGCUGGGAUGAUGCACCUCCCUUUGUUCCAUUUUGUCCUGUGCAAGUGUUCGACAUUUCGGAGUGAUAAGCAAAAGCAACUUUUCCACACUGUCUUAAGAAAAAGCAUCAAGUUCCUGGCCAUAUUUUUAGUUUUUGACAAGAUAUGUUGAUCUUGAAAUGUUUUUUGCUCAGGAUUUCAAACAGAUGCUUCACUUAUGACUUUUUGCAGUUUGUAUAUAUGUUAUUUUGGAAGAGAAUACUGCUGAAAGAAACUGUCACAGAAAUUCUUUUUGGUAGCAAGACCAAAAUUUUGUUCUCUUAUCAGCCAUUAAGUUUCAAACAGCACCCCUCUCUGAGCUUCAGUACCUGCUGUAGUGGUAUUCUCUGGUUAAACCUUUGAUUGAGAGCAAAAUGGUAGUAAACCAGUAAAAGACAACACGGGCCAGCCUUCGCUCCUCACCUACAUCAGUGAACCAUGGCUGCCCAUGAUGUUGCCAGGUCACCGGUUUUCCUUCCUUGCCUCACCUUUGGUAGGUCCUGACUGCUGUGUACCAGGAACCAGGAGCUGCAGUUUUAGAGGUGUUUGGCCCAGUUAUCAAGCCACCACAAUUUUUCUGCAUCCAACACAUAAACUUCAAGGACAAAAAAUUUGUUUGUUAUUCAAUUGUUAUUCACUUCACCUUCCAGUGGUCAUAAUUUUGUUUUAUUAUGUAAUGUAUAUUGUAUAGUACAGGACAGAUGUGUUUGUUUACACCUGUUCUGUCAUUAGGAAACAUGCAAGAUUUCCAUUUUUGUAACAGUAAAUGUGAAACAUGGUGGGCUAUAAGCUGUCUGAAUACAAAUACAUACUGUAAGCUGGAGAACUGGUGUGGUGUGGAUGAUUAUGUAGAAUAUGCAUACAAUCUGCAGGAUUUCCAGUGACAGUAAAUGAUGAUACCCCCAUGCUAAAAAUAAUGCUGUAAUAAAAUAAUUCAAUGGAA